AAUCAGAGAAAAUCUCCACACAGAGGAAGAGAGCGAGACUACAGAGGAGAAGAGGCAUGGGGAGAGUCCUGGCAAUGAUGGUGGCGCUAUCUAUGGUUGUGCUAGUCGUGGCAAAACGUGAGGAGUCUUUCUGGGAAAAACCAGAACCAACCCCAUCUCCCCCUUCCCCACCAGAGGAAGCACCACCCAGCGGCGGUGGAGGUGAUGAUUGUGGUAAAGAUUGCGAAGUGAAGUGUUGGAUCUGGAAACAUGUCCCCAAGCAUUACGCUGUUUGCUUAGACCUUUGUAAGGCACACUGCAAGCAGUUCACCAUCUCUGAUGCCACCUAUAAUUGCACCUUUGCUUGUGCUGACUCAAUGGCGGCCACCAAGUUUCGCUUAGAUAAAGAAGAUUAUGUGGAUGUCUGCUUCAAUAAGUGCAGGAAGAAUGGUAAUUAAUUAACAUGUGCUUGUAAUAAAAUAUAAAUAAGACAAUGAGAUUAGUCUUAUAUGAUUAAUGCAAUUAAAUCAUGCUUCAAAUUAUUUGGAGCAUAUGCUUCGAAUGUUGUCUAAGGCUAUCUAUAUUAUGCAAUAUAUAUGAAAAAAAAAAAAGAAACUUGCCAUCUCGAGGCCAA
Juglans regia (Persian walnut) is the source of this 613-nucleotide messenger RNA. RefSeq lists its product as uncharacterized. The transcript is spliced from 2 exons. Bases 57 to 437 code for a protein of 126 amino acids. The record is from RefSeq and is a predicted model, not a curated record. Lineage: Eukaryota; Viridiplantae; Streptophyta; Magnoliopsida; Fagales; Juglandaceae.